Molecule: messenger RNA, 1882 nt
Organism: Nylanderia fulva
Lineage: Eukaryota; Metazoa; Arthropoda; Insecta; Hymenoptera; Formicidae
Source: RefSeq, a predicted model, not a curated record
AUGGAGAAGCGGGGAUUUCGCGAUCCAAAGAACAGUCAUGCAAAUUCUUCUACUGAAACUUCCAGGAAAACCGCAUCGAAACCUCUCAGGGGAUUCUGCAGAUUAUAUGAAAGAAAUCGGUUCUCCACUCAAAGACGUACUAAUCGAGCAUUGCUGCUCCGAGUGGAAGGUGCUCGUUCACCGUUUCUUGGUAGAUUAGAGUCCUUGGUACCUAACCAUGUGGGGACUGUUCCCGCUUUGACCUUGGUCAGCGUGACCUUGGUAGCGGCGUUGCCGGCGGCGCAACAGAACACCGGUAGCCUCGACAGUCUGAUCAACCAGGCUUUUCCCGAAGUCAAGACGUCGACCACCCCUCAACCGGUGCCACAAAUAGACGGUGAUCUCGAUACUCUGAUUCAGGACGUUUUUCAGAACCAGAACGUCACCACCACUACAAACAAUAUCAUUCUCGGCUCGCAAAAUACACCACCCACACCACCCAAACCCGACAAUUGUGAAUGCGUGCCCUACUAUCAGUGCAAAGAAGGCAAAAUCUUGGACAACGGGGUCGGCAUCAUCGAUAUCAGAACUCUUGGACCAUGCGAGAAUUACUUGGACGUUUGUUGCAAACCGCCGGAUCUACAGCCACCAGCCACACCGCCACCGAUCGGUAGAACCGGAUGUGGACAACGACAUGCUGAGGGAGUCGGUUUUAGGAUCACCGGACAGACCGAUAACGAGGCACAGUUUGGCGAGUUUCCGUGGAUGGUGGCUAUUUUGAAAGAGGCAAUUGGCGAAAACGGUCAAAAAUUGAAUGUUUAUCAAUGCGGCGGUGCACUUAUCCACCGACAAGCCGUUCUCACUGCGGCUCAUUGCAUUAAUGGAAAACAACCGCAAGAACUCAAAGUCCGCGCUGGAGAAUGGGACACGCAAACGAAAAACGAGAUCUAUCCGCACCAAGACCGCGACGUCGAGCAAGUUGUAGUUCACGAGAACUUCCAUUCCGGCGCUCUUUACAACGAUUAUGCUAUACUGAUAUUGAAAAACCCGGUCGAAUAUGCAGAGAACGUAGAUAUCGUUUGUCUACCGGAACGGAAUAAACAUUUUGACGGAUCGAGAUGCUUUGCCAGCGGAUGGGGAAAAGACGUAUUCGGCAAAGAGGGGCGCUAUCAAGUGAUCUUAAAGAGAGUUAAUCUUCCUGUGGUAACUCACGAUACAUGCCAAAGUAUCAUGCGUACCACUAGACUGGGGAAAUAUUUUGUUCUGGAUAGAAGUUUCAUCUGUGCGGGUGGAGAAGUAGGGAAAGAUACUUGCAAGGGUGACGGUGGAAGUCCCUUAGUAUGUCCCUUAAAGAACGAUCCGAGCAGAUACGUUCAAGCUGGAAUCGUGGCCUGGGGACUUGGUUGCGGGGAUGGAACUCCUGGAGUUUAUGCUAAUGUAGCUCACGCACGCCGAUGGAUCGACGAGCAGAUAGCUUUCUAUAAUCUUGAUAACACUGUUUAUCAGUAUCCCAACUGAUCGUCGCGCUCUCAUCCAACGUGCCAAUCAUUUAUGAAUUACAAGUUUUUCCUUUUUUUUGUCAUACUCAUCACGAAUUGUGCAACGUUUGUUGUACUGAGUUUUAUACGCUAAACAACACCACUCAAGAAAUGUGAUGUAAAAAUAUUGACAAGUUAUAUGUUAAUUUAAUACUCAGAUGAUCCAUGAUAGAAUAAAUUUAGUGGCCUCUUUAAUAUUAAGAAUCCCGUGUCUAUGUACUUUAUUUUUACGUUUGUAGGCUGAAUCAUACGCAUUUGAAAGUGAUCGUAGAUAUAUGACAAAGACGAAUAAUCGUCAAAAUCAAUGUGUGGCAUUUUAUGUGUAUAAUGCGUAAGCGAAUAAUACAUUUUUAUUAAAACUGGAA